AUGGCACUCGAUCUUGCCGACAAUGACAAGUAUGAAGUCCAAGAGAUUAUCGGCCGUGGCGCGUUUGGGAUCAUCCGCAAAGUCCGACGGAAACGAGACGGUCAUAUCCUCUGCCGCAAAGAGAUCAAUUACCUGAAAAUGUCACAGAAGGAACGAGAUCAACUGCAUGCCGAAUUCUCCAUUCUUUCGUCCCUCAAGCAUCCUAAUAUUGUCGGCUAUUUUCAUCGCGAACAUCUCAAACACACCCAAGAGCUGUACCUGUAUAUGGAAUACUGUGGUGGCGGGGAUCUCGGCUGUGUCAUCAAAGAGCUCAAGCGAAAGAAUGAAUAUGCAAAGGAAGAGUUCAUCUGGAGAAUAUUCAGUCAGCUGAUAACCGCGUUGUAUCGCUGCCACUAUGGGGUUGACCCGCCUGAACCUGGCAGCGACUUGUCUCGACAGAAGGAAACUCGGCCUCCGCACAAAUGCAACAUGAUACUGCACCGAGACCUCAAACCCGAGAACAUAUUCCUGGGCGAGGACCAGUCUGUCAAGUUGGGCGACUUUGGCUUGUCCAAAUUGAUGCAAUCUCACGACUUUGCCUCCACCUAUGUUGGCACCCCAUUCUACAUGUCUCCUGAGAUCUGCGCUGCGGAAAAAUACACUUUGUACUCCGAUAUAUGGUCGCUAGGGUGCAUCAUGUACGAACUCUGCACCAAGGAACCGCCGUUCAAUGCAAAUUCACAUCUGCAGCUGGUGCAGCGCAUCAGGAAGGGAGAAUUCAAGCCAAUACCGAGUGUAUACUCGAAAGAUCUGGCAAAUAUCAUUGCGAGCUGCCUGAAGACCAACCCUAUGCAUCGUCCUGACACGAUCUCGCUCUUAAGGGUUCCUUACGUCUGGAUUGCCAGACGGCAGCAGGAAAUGGUCACCAUUGGCAAAGCUCUCAAGACCCGGGAGGAAACUGCCGAAUACAAAUUGAAACAGGCGGAGGAAAGACUGUCGGCACUCGAAGCUGACCGCGCUGCCAUGAGAGUUGAGAUAGAUGCUCAACUCCGUCGCGAAUGGGAGGUGAAGGCACGACUGGAGAUCGACCGACAAGUCCAAAUGGAAUUGGACAAUCUGCGCAAGAAGUUUGAACACGAGGUUGAUGAACGUGUUGCACGCCUAUUGUCGAAGCAAACCCACAACGCGAAUACGAGAGCGCUCAAAGAGAUUCCAAACCCUCCUAGUUCGAGUUACAACAAGGAAAAUCUUGAUCCUCAUUCUUCAGUCAACACGGCAGGGGAAGAAGAUUUUCCUUCCACCACCGACAUUACCGAUUUAUCUGACCUUUCGCUCAACUCUCCAGUGAGUUCGACAAGAAAGGGUGUCCCAGCAAAGAAGGCGAGAACGCCAUUUGCUCGUUCCAAAACUACCAUCGACUCACCGAUGGACAUUCACAUGUCAGAACCCUCUCCCAUGUCUAUCUCAUCUCUGGCGUUAUCACCACGCAGAAAUGCCGCAGCACAGGCUACGGCCAACCCCACAGUGACGGCAGCCAGCGCAAAGAAUAUUUUCGCUGAAGCAGCACGUCAGAAGGCUCGAUGGGAGCCACAACGUGCAUCCUCGUCCGACUACAGUGACAACGACGAGCUUGCCGAAGACUCAGAUGACGACGGAUUCCCAGCACUCCCUAGUCCCACUCGACGAAAGCCAAAUGUCCUCAGCACUGAUCCUUUCAAACAUGCUGCACCAUUACCCUUGAAGAAUAGACCCAGCUUGAUGAGGCAGAACACCACAGCAACAAUGCAAAAUUUGACCGCAAAGCCAACCUUGUUCCCCUCUAGCGCUACUGCUGCACAAGUGAGGGCUGGAUUCACAUCGGCAAACCUUAACAACGGCACCAAUCGCCUGCCCCGAAUCCUUACUGAGAGUGACUCCAAACCCACAACAGUCAAGCCUGUAAGCCCCAGUAGACGGCUUAGCAAGAUUCCAAGUCGCAAUGAUCUAAGAGACCAUAUCGUUUCAGACAAUGGAAGCACUAGCCCCUUGAGGCGUGUUGCAACCACUGGUGGCGGACUCCAUGGCAAACUGGCAGCGAGCAAAGAGGCUGUCGCUGGCAAUGGGGUAGGGGGCCGGACAUUGGUAGAGCUGGCUCAAGCUCGGGCUGGUGGUCGCCCAAUGAAUGCCGACCUUUGCAGCAAUCUCACUGCGAAAGCAAAGACAGUCACAGACCCGCGAGAGAGGGAAAAGGACCUCCCUCCGGUCCCUGUUUGGGAUCCUGACGUCCUGGGGGACGACUUACCAAGUCCAUUCUUAAAACGAGACAUUAGGACAGUCCGAGGAAUGCGAUGA
This is a messenger RNA of Capronia epimyces CBS 606.96, 2310 nucleotides long. Its product is annotated as NEK protein kinase. Gene Ontology annotation, molecular function: protein kinase activity; ATP binding. The transcript is spliced from 3 exons. The record is from RefSeq and is a predicted model, not a curated record. Gene Ontology annotation, cellular component: centrosome; nucleus; cytoplasm. Lineage: Eukaryota; Fungi; Ascomycota; Eurotiomycetes; Chaetothyriales; Herpotrichiellaceae. Gene Ontology annotation, biological process: protein phosphorylation; chromosome segregation. Bases 1 to 2310 code for a protein of 769 amino acids.